Molecule: messenger RNA, 960 nt
Organism: Striga hermonthica
Lineage: Eukaryota; Viridiplantae; Streptophyta; Magnoliopsida; Lamiales; Orobanchaceae
Source: the annotation of a GenBank genome assembly
AUGGCUUUCCUGAGCCGAGUUGGCGCAUUGCUAAAACACAAUUUCAGCAAACAUAUCACACCAGCAUUUUCUGCCUCGAACCCUUCACUUUUUCAGGCGAUAAGGAGCAUGAGCACGAAUUUGAAUACAAAGCUCUUUGUUGGAGGUCUCGGUUAUAGAACGGAUGAGCAAACUGUGGGGGACCAUUUUUCUCGAUAUGGGGAAGUUGAAUACGUUAAAAUUAUUAUGGAUCGUGAAACUGGUUGUUCUCGUGGAUUUGGCUUUGUGACCUUCUCAUCUGCCGAGGCUGCUUCUAGUGCCAUCCAGGGACUUGAUGGCCAGGAACUUGAUGGGCGUAGAAUCACGGUGAACUAUGCUAAAGAAAAACCUCGUGAAGGGGGCUAUGGUGGCGGCAACUACACCCCAGCGGCUGAUGGCGGCGGUGGCGGCUAUGGUAUCUCCGGCGAUUUUUCCGGCGGCAAUUAUUCCAGUGGUGGAAAUGGCAGCUACUCCGGCAAUGUCGGGUUCUCCGGCGGUGGCUACGGUGGCUCCGGUGGCAAUGGCGACUACUCCGGUGGCGGCAAUGUGUUCUCCGGCGGCAGUGGCAACUACUCCGGUGGCGGCAAUGUAUUCUCCGGCGGGAGUGGCGACUACUCCUCCGGUGGCGGCAAUGGGUUCUCCGACGGCAGUGGCGACUACUCCUCAGGUGGCGGCAAUGUGUUCUCGGGCGGCAGUGGCGACUACUCCUCCGGUGGUGGCAAUGUGUUCUCCGGCGGCAAGGGCAACUACUCCUCCGGUGGCGGCAAUGGGUUCUCCGGCGGGAGUGGCGACUACUCCUCAGGUGGCAGCAAUGUGUUCUCCGGCGGCAGUGGCAACUUCUCCUCAGGUGGCGGCAAUGUGUUCUCCGGCGGCAGUGGCGACUACUCCUCAGGUGGUGGCAAUGGGUUCUCCGGCAGUGGCGGCGGCAAUUACUCUGGUUGA